Messenger RNA from Amaranthus tricolor (Joseph's coat), 1254 nucleotides. RefSeq lists its product as uncharacterized. The record is from RefSeq and is a predicted model, not a curated record. Bases 357 to 1064 code for a protein of 235 amino acids. The transcript has 2 exons. NCBI's taxonomy places the organism in Eukaryota, Viridiplantae, Streptophyta, Magnoliopsida, Caryophyllales, Amaranthaceae.
CACAUAUGCUGCACCACCCCUUACAUAUUUUGCAAAUGUAGACUUCAACAUGUUGGAAGUUGUUGGACUUACAUAUGCCGCCAUGGAAGUUAAAUGGUCAUUUACGGCAUAUAAUGAUACUCUUUUAAGUUAUUUUGAUUAUUAAUGAUAAAUUGAUUCAAAUUCAGACUUUUAGUUUUUCAAUAUAGUGAAUUGAUUUUACAAUUAAUUAAUUUACAUUUAUAAUGCUUAAAAAAGCUCAAUUAGUAAAUUGGCUGUUGGAAUUCUCCCUGAAACUCAAUCUUUUCUUAUUAUAUAUAUCGACAUAAUUCAAUCUUCAACAAUCAGCAGUGAAAAAUCAAAGAAAAAGAAAAAAAAUGGAAGAUGAAGAGAAUGAAACGGUAAUUUUAAAGCUUCUGAUUGAUUCAAAAACAAACAAAGUAUUAUUCGCAGAAAGUGGGAAAGAUUUUGUGGAUUUCUUAUUCCAUAUAAUGUCUUUACCAGUUGGUACUAUCAUCCGACUCUUAACUGCCAAGGGCAUGGUGGGUUGUCUAGGAUCGCUUUACAAUAGCAUCGAGACUCUCAGCACUGAUUAUUUUCAACCAAAUCUGAACAAAAACACUUUAUUGAAGCCAACUGUAUCUGUCAAUGUUCCUUUACUUUCAUUAAAUGGUGCGAAUACAGCAUCCCACAAGAAAAUGUAUCUGUGCUGCUAUUGUCGUCGAAAUUAUACAGACUGUUCAGGGGUAAAAUGUAAGAGCUGCAAUCAGCAAAUGUCGACUGAGCUGAAUUAUAUCGCGCCCCCAGCGGAUUCUCAGAAUGCGUCAUCAAGCAUUGGGAUUGGAAGUGAUGGAUAUGUGAAGGGAGUGGUAACUUAUAUGGUUAUGGAUAAUUUGGAGGUUAAACCCAUGUCUACCAUUUCUAGUAUUACUCUUAUGAAUAAAUUUGGUGUUAAGGAUGUUUCUCUUUUGGUUGAGAAAGAAGUUCAAGUUCGCCUUAAUGAGGGAUUAGCGAUGUUGAAGGCGUCGAUGGAGACCAACAUUGUAUUGACCACUGUGUUCCUUCGUAAGAAGCGUUCCAUCUAAAGCUUUGAUCUUCCGGUUAUUUUAUAGUAGCAGGCAGCACCCUAGCAGGAAUAUAUUACUCUUGUAAUGCUUUUAUAAAUUGCAAUUGAAGUAUUAUUAUUAUCUACUAAUUAAUUACAAGUUUAAUUAAUGAUCAUGUAUGAUGUAAUGAACUAUCGAUAUGAAUCCUAUAUAUUUUACAAAUUAAAUU